AUGGACGAAGAAUACGACGCCAUCAUCCUCGGCACGGGUUUAAAAGAGUGUUUAUUAGCCGGCGUUCUCUCGAAAGAAGGGUACAAAAUCUUGCAUUUAGAUCGAAACGCGUAUUACGGAGCGGAAAGCGCGAGUUUAAAUCUGAAGCAACUUUUCGAGAAGUUUCGUCCCGAGGAGUUCUCAUCAGCGAAAGGAGGAGAGAAUUCAUCGAAGGAGAGUGAAAAAGUAUUCGAGGAGAAGUUGAAAGAGAAAUACGGUCGAUGGCAAGAUUGGAACAUCGAUAUGGUUCCGAAGAUGAUGAUGGGAAACGGUUUACUGGUGAAACUUUUAGUGCACACGGGAGUGCACAACUACGUCUCGUUCAAAGCGUCCGAAGGGUCGUACGUGUUUAAACAAGGGAAGUUGUUUAAAGUUCCAGCGACGGAUAAAGAUGCGUUGCGGUCGCCGUUGAUGGGAAUGUUUGAGAAGCUACGCGCGAGGAGUUUCUUCGUGUUCGUACAGGACUACGACGAAACGAGAGUGGAGACGCAUAAAGGAUACGAUUUGAGGACAAUGACGUCGAGACAGUUGUACAAAGAGUACGGGUUAGCGGAUGAAACGAUCGAGUUUAUUGGACACGCGCUGGCGCUGUAUACGGACGAGAGGUACAUGGAUUUUCCAGCCAUCCAUAUGGUCAAAGCGGUCAAAUUGUACGAAGAGUCUUUAGCGAGAUUCAACACCGGGAGUCCGUAUAUUUACCCGUUGUAUGGUUUAGGAGAACUGCCGCAAGGCUUCGCGCGAUUAUCCGCCGUAUAUGGUGGGACGUACAUGCUGAAUAAACCAGACGCGGAAGUGAAAUGGAACGAGGAAACUGGAGAGGCCAUCGGAGUGAGCGCGACUAUGGAGGAUGAAACCGUCGGCGCCGGAGAAGGAGAGGAAAAGAAGGGCCCGCAAGUUGUCACGGCAAAGGCAAAGCAUGCGAUCGUCGGGGAUCCGUCUUAUUUUCCUAAACAUAGCGUACAAGUCGGCUCCGUUGCCAGGGCGUUGUGCUUUCUCUCGCACCCGAUCGAUAACGUCGAAAACGCGCACUCGGUACAAAUCAUAAUCCCGGCUUCGCAAGUCGGUAGGAAGAACGACGUGUACGUUUUUGGGUGCUCGUACAUGCACAACGUGUGCGCGAAAGGACGUUACGUCGCAUUCGUGAGUACAAACGUAGAAACUGCAAACCCGGAACAAGAAUUAGCGUCUGGUUUAUCGUUGUUAGGUACGAUUGACGAAAAGUUUGUCCACAUCUGUCCCAUCAUGGCGCCGACGACGGACGGGAUAAAAGAAAAGGCGAUUAUUAGUCGAGGGUACGACGCGACCACGCACUUUGAAUCGACCGUUAGAGACGUGUUAGACAUGUAUAGAAGGGUGACUGGGAAGCAGUUAGAUUUGAGUCAAAUCGAUGCGAACGAAGCAGCCACAGAAUAA
Molecule: messenger RNA, 1452 nt
Organism: Bathycoccus prasinos
Lineage: Eukaryota; Viridiplantae; Chlorophyta; Mamiellophyceae; Mamiellales; Bathycoccaceae
Exons: 1
Coding region: 1-1452 (483 amino acids)
Biological process (GO): small GTPase-mediated signal transduction; vesicle-mediated transport; protein transport
Cellular component (GO): cytoplasm
Molecular function (GO): Rab GDP-dissociation inhibitor activity
Source: RefSeq, a predicted model, not a curated record